AUGGACCUGUGUGUAACCAUCAAAGGCGUCUCCUUCCUUUUGCAAACAGGUAUGGGCAUCUUGGGGAACGCCGUGGUUCUGCUGGCUUACGCCCACAUCAUCUUCACCGAGCCCAAGCUGCUUCCUGUGGACAUGAUCCUGUGCCACCUGGCCUUCGCUCACCUCAUGCUGAUGCUGACACGCGGCGUUCCACAGACCUUGACCGUGUUCGGCUACACCGAUUUGUUCAACGACGCGGGCUGCAAGGUGAUCAUUUUCAGCUAUCGUAUCAGUCGGGCGUUGUCAGUGUGCAUCACAUGCAUGCUGAGUGUGUUCCAGGCGGUCACCGUCGCCCCCGCCGGGCCCCGCUUGUCCAAACUGAAGUCAGCACUUCCUUCUUUGGUUCUCCCCACCUUUGCUGGACUCUGGUUGCUCAACUCUGCCAUAUACUUUCAAACCUUUUUUCACGCUAAAGCUCCACGUAAUGGCACCAUCCCCGCUUUUACCAUCAACGUCGGUUUUUGUCAUGUGGACUUCAAAAACAGCCUGACUUACAUCAUAAAAGGGGUAUUAUCAUCCGGAAGGGAUUUUUGCUUUGUGGCGCUAAUGGUGGCCUCCAGCGUUUAUAUCCUACUUCUUCUCCAUCACCACAGUCACCAGAUGAAAGCGAUCCGUCGCUCCCAAGGAGGCGGAGCGGAGACCAGAGCAGCCAAGUCUGUGGUUACUUUAGUGGUCCUGUAUGUCUUAUUCUUUGGCAUCGAUAACAUAAUCUGGAUCUACAUGCUGACUGAAACCAAGGUGUCCCCUGUGGUGGCUGACAUGAGAGUGUUCUUCUCCUCCUGCUAUGCUUCCCUCAGCCCAUACUUCAUUAUCUCCUCCAACAAGAAAAUCAAGACCAAAAUCCUGUGUGCGGUCGAGCAAGACCAACCAGCAUCAAUUGACACUCAGGAGUCACAUGUUAAAUGAUAGCUUUAUUAUAUCAUAGAUAAACACAUCACAAGUAUCUUUAUUAUGCGACUUUUGGUGGUACAAAGCUAGCAACUUUAUUUUGCUGUCUGACUGUUUAAUAUGCAAUAAAGCAUUUAAAUGUAAGGUUUUUUUCAAGCAAGAAAUGACUGUUGGCGUGCACCUAACACAA
Messenger RNA from Doryrhamphus excisus (bluestripe pipefish), 1117 nucleotides. RefSeq names its product olfactory receptor class A-like protein 1. Gene Ontology annotation, cellular component: membrane. NCBI's taxonomy places the organism in Eukaryota, Metazoa, Chordata, Actinopteri, Syngnathiformes, Syngnathidae. Gene Ontology annotation, molecular function: pheromone receptor activity. The record is from RefSeq and is a predicted model, not a curated record. Gene Ontology annotation, biological process: G protein-coupled receptor signaling pathway.